This is a messenger RNA of Vitrella brassicaformis, 6444 nucleotides long. The record is from the annotation of a GenBank genome assembly. NCBI's taxonomy places the organism in Eukaryota, Vitrellaceae.
GAGAGACGCGCCGCGGCGCCAUCACCACAACAACAGAGUGUGGCUCGGUGCAGCUUGAUAGACGAGUCUGAACAACGUCGCGGCAUCGCAUCCACUGAGAUCUCCGACACCGCAGCGGGCCUCUGCGUGGAGCCUCAGACGUUCAUCUGCAGCGUGUAGCUCACAACAGGCGGCCGAGUAUCUCAUUAAGGACGGGGGAGACCCAUCGGUUGUGUCAUCAUUCGCCAGCGUCAGUGCGUGAGAGCGUCACAUCGGUGGGUGCGUCAGGAUGUAUCGCAUCAAGGUUGGCUUCUCGCGCGGCAAUCUGCGUUGGAUGCUGAUUGAUCCCAACAUUACGUGGGAGGAUUUUAAGAGGGAGGCACUGAGGAAACUGACGGGACCCAUGACAAAGCUGGACACCAGGUAGGUGCUGGUCAAAUGGGAACACACAGAGGGAGGCAGGCAGGCAGGGAGAGGGGGCCGUGGAGGGGGUGGGCGAUGGAUGCAAGAAGGCCGUGGGUGGGUGCAGAGAGGGAUGCAUGGGUGUUGGCUGUCUGCACGAGACAGAGUGGCGUCUCCCGUGUGUGGACGUGUUGAUGUAUGUGUUUGUGUGUUGCCAUGCCAUGCAGGCUGUUGACAGCUCAUUGCGAUGGCGCUGCCGUUGACGAGAUAUCAUUGCUCCGGGAAGGUCAGUCGAUCCUAACUAACAGUGCACCCGUCGUGCACGUCACAGGGCUGUGCGUCGGUCGUUUCAUUUAGGUGAUGAAGUGAUCUUGCAAACCCCAGAGGUGAGUGCCUGAGCGCACACACCACACACCACACACACAGACACGCUCAUCUGAUCUCAUCUCUCCCUGUGUUGCUUGUGUUCCCCUUGGUUGGUUGAUUCAUUCGUUCAGUACAAGGAGGAGCAUGACGACCUGACCGAGAGCACCAAGCACCCAGCGUCCGACUCGCUCGGCAACGUGCAGCAGUCGAGCGACAACCUGGACGGCAUGGAGGGGCCCGACACCGACAGGCAGCGCAACGCCGGGAUGCUCACCUCGCCGGAGAGGAAACGCAUUCUCGUCACUUACGAGGUCAGUCGGGCCUCCCAAUAGAGAGAGUGGGGGGAGGGGUCUGUCUAUCCAAUUGGAUAUCACUCAUUGUAUGUAUGUGUGUAUGUGUUUAUGUGUUUGCGUGUAACAAUGAUAGGCUGAGGACGAUGGUUCGCAAGUGACUGUGCGCAAGGGCGACAUCGUUCAAGUCUACAUUUACGAGGACUCGGGAUGGGCAUACGGAGAGUAAGGCAGACAGACAGACAGACAGACCAUCACACACUCAUCGAGGGGAGGGAGGGAGGGAGGGAGGGACACACUCACUUCGAUCACAUUUAACUCGUUGCCUGUCUGUCUGUCUGUGUGCAGGACCCCAUCCGGCCUCCGUGGCUGGUUCCCCAAGCACUGCAUCGCCGACCUCGCCACCCCGCCCCGCGUCCUAGACCCAUCGCAGCCCCAUCCACACCCACACGGGCAACACCAACCCCCAGCCCCACAGAUACUCACACAAGACAAGCCCGGUCCCCGCUCCCCACAGAUCAUCCAUGCCCUCGCCCGCGUCAACCAGCACCAGCAGCCCAACCCAUUCUUGCACGACCAGCAGGACCACGGCCUCUACAACCGACAGCCGCCAUACGGUCAGCACCCGCACCAGCAGCACCAGCACCAGCAGCAGUCCAACGGCAUGCAGCAGAACGCAUUCGGCGGCCCACCACCACACGCACAGGGUGGCGGAGGAGGCGGGAUGGGCCGCGGGAGGGGCGGGCCCAUCCCCAUCCCAUUCAACGCAUCCGCGCGCCCCAACAUGGGCCGGAGUGGGAGCGGUGGGGCUGGCCCUGGCCCAGGGGGUCCGCAGGGCGGGGUCUUCCCUGGCCGCGGCGGUCCUGGCGGUCCUGGUGGGCCGCAGCCUGUGCGAGGCGGUCCGUGGGAGCGGCCGCCCGCCAGAUGGGGCAGCGAGAGGGGCCAGGCGGCUGGAGGGGGUGGGGGUGGGGGCGGGCCAGGCAUGAGGCCGCCUAUGGGAGGAGGAGGCCCAAGGGGACCCAGACCACCACCCCCAAAUGACGGUACGCUGAGACAGAGAGAGAGACAGAGAGAGAGAGAGCGUGAACCUUUCGCUUCGUCUGUGCAUCCAUAUCCAUCUGUCUGUCUGUCUGUCUGUGAUAUCCUUCAUGUCUGAGCAGGGUGGGGCCCUCGUGGCGGCCAGCGUCCGAUGUCGUUCGGCCGCCAGAAUGUGUCCGAUCAGUCCGACGCAUCACCCUACCAUGACACCCGCCGCGGAACCCCCAACACCGUCUCGCGCUACUUCGACCGACAUGACGACCGCGAGAGGGACGACACUGGCGGCCCUCGACGGCCGCCGGGGGGUGGGCCGGGGGGCGUGCGGGGCCCUGGGCGCCCUCCCGCCAACAAUGGUGGGUUCGGUGCUUUUGAAAGGAGGGAGCCGAUCCUGAACGAGCGGCACUUUUGCACCCAGUGCCACAAGACCGAGAUGGAAAUCGGACGCGUGAUGGAGGUCAGUGCGUCCGUGGAUGGGAUGGAUCUGCGGGUGGGUGCGGUGCGCGAAUGGAAUGGGGGGAGAUAUAUAUACAACGCAAUUGGCCCCGCGUCUCUGUGUGAUGUGCCUUGCAGCAGUGUGAGGGCUGCGGCUAUGCGAGGUACUGCAGCAAGGCGUGCAACCAGAAAGACGCGCAGCGGCACACCGAGUCGGGCGAAUGCGAGAAGUUCAGGCGCGCGGUGAGAAAUAUAGGCCACCCCACCUCAGCCCAUCAGCUCAUCUGCGUGUCUGUCUGUGUCGACAUACACUGUCGGUGUUUGGAUCAGAGGGAGCAGUUCAACGCCACGACAGAGUAUCGUGGCCCUCGUGGCGGCAGCACUAACUCAGGCAGCUUCCGUGGAGGAGGAGGAGGAGGAGGAGGAGGACGGUAAGCCAACACCACAACACACACCAUCCAUCCCAGACCCAACAACACCCCUCUCCCUCUGCCCCUACAUCCAUCUAGGUCGUCAUUCCCGUCCUCCGACGGCGGCCGCCACUUCGCCGCGUCGAGCACGUCCCGGUACCCGCCCCGGCCGCCAGGUCAGCGGUACAUCCCACUCGACAGCCCGCCCUCGCGGCCCAAAGGCAACCGGUCGCUGCACCGCGACCCUGGUGCGGGCCGCAUGGCGUCCAUCUGGCCCGAUGAGCUGGAGGAGCAGGACCAGAAGGAUAACACCAAGGACAGCGACAGUGCGGCGGUGGCGGAGAAUGGAAACAAAGAUAAGGACAAGGCCAAGGACGGCAAGAAGGACGGCAAGAAGGACAGCAGCGGCGGCAGCGGCAGCAGCAGCAGCAGCAGCAACGCGACGGCAGACAAAGCGGGUGGUGCUGGGGGUGGCGGUGGUGCGGGCAAGGAUGAUGCCUCAGAGGGAGGCAAGAAGGCGUCGGCGUCUGGGGGCACGGAGGGGGACAAGAAUUAGUGACUGAGGGAAGAUGGACGGACGGACGCAAUGCCUAUUUGUACCUACCUGAUCGUGGGGUGGGUGGGUGGGCUGGCGCGUGCAACCGUGCCUCUGACACGGGGAGGGGGAGGGGGGGAACAAGGGCGGGGGGGGGUGCUCUUUGUGUGCUGCUUGGGCGUCUCUUCCUCGGUUCGCGAGUCAGGCGAUGGCCACCUCACACCGAGACGGCUUUUCGCUCACAACUUAUGAGGGAAAGGUCGUUUGGGAGGGCAAUGCCAUCGUCGCGCGAGCUGAGGGGAGAGCGACACGGUCGGUACUGCGUCACGGAUCACACGUGGGUGUGGGGGCUGGGAUGGGUUAAUUCGAUUCACAGGGGGUAGGUGCAUGGACGGACGUUCGGAUGGAUGGAUGCCCGCCACAUAGGCUCUCGUCUGCCUGUCGCUCUCUCUGCCUCUUGGAUCCCUCCCAUUUUUGAUGUGACGUCUGCUCGCACCUCGGCCGGCGGACCAACCAACCGACCGACUGACUAACUGACACAGACAGUCUGCUGUCUCUCGCUCCCCACUUGCAUUCCCGUCUGUCUGUCUGUCUUUCUGUAUUUGUUGAGAGCACGCCCGUCCCCCAUGCCGCCCUCCCUCCCUCCCUCCCUCCCUCUGUCGCACGCCAGCCACCACCGCUCUCCCUCUCUCUAGCCACCUAGGUAUCCUAUAGCCCAAUGCUAACUAACUGCGUGGAUGCGUGGUGGUCAUCAUCCGUGUGUGGUGUGGUUGAUUGGGAUCAGUCAAUGGUGUUUUCUGCCUUGCUUGCUUCACUUGCUGCCCGACGGUGUGGUGUGGUGUGCCGAUGGCCUGGCCCGGCCCCCCUGCUUGCGGCCCGGAUAGCUAGCCCCUGAGGUCUAGCCUGCGUGGGUGGCCACGUAGUGUGAGUCUCCCUCUCUCUCUCUCUGUCUCUCUCUCUCUCUCUCGCUCUGUGUGUGUGUGUGUGUGUGUGUGUGGCGAGAGUAUCUGUGGAGUGUCUUGUCUGUCUGUCUGUCGCUGCGUGUGCGUGUUGGUGCGUGUUUGUCCAUUGAUUGAUUGAUGGCUCGUGCUCGUGUGUGGUGGUGAUGUGAUGGUCAGUCAUUGUCUUUGUUGGUUGACUGGAUGGUUGGGCGGGCUGUGGUGGGUGGCUGGGUCCAACACCACUCACUCCCCACCCAUCCAUCCAUCCACUCAGCCAUUGGUUCAUUGCACUGUUUUUGCUCGGCUCAUCACUCUCUAGUGCAGUGCUGGCAAACCUUUCCUCUGACUCACUGACGGUGGAUCCAUCGGUGGGAGGGAUGCAUCCACACACACCUAUCUGCAUGCCUGCCUGUCUGCCCGCCUCUGUGUGUGUGUGUGUGUGUGUGUGUGUGUGUCGGUGCGGCCAUCCGUGACGGUGGCAUGACGGGCGGAGAGGCGUGCAGAUCAGAUGGACGUGUAGGCUGCCAGAGAGCACAUUCCAUUCAUUAUUCCUUGUGUGUGGGUGUAAGAUAAAGGACCGGCUCAUCAGACACACACACACACAUACAACAUGGGACGCAGUGAGUGUGCUGCUGUGAGUGAGGAGGAUGUGGUAUGUGGCAUGAGUGAGUCAAUGCAUGAAGAAUGAAAGCUCGAUAGCUCGCUCAUUCACGAAAUUCGCAAACCCUACGCACGCAUAAUUAGGGGUCAGCUGAGCACUUUAUCGCUCCCCCCGCCCCCCUGCAUUGGGGAAAAGCCUCCCGGUCGCAGGGUUCCAAACCCUGCGAGCUUAGACGUGCUGGAAGGAAAGGGAGGCGCCCAAAGCGCACAGAUCCCAACAGAGAGGCUCACAGGAAGGCCAUGCACGCAGCCAGGAGCAGCCAGAAGGUUAAAUCUCUGCUGCUGACGUGCCUUUGUGUGUGUCUGUGUCAGAGAUGGGCGUGUUGCGCCAAGGGGAGUGCCCCUGUCCUGGUGACGCACAACAAACUUACCAUCAUCUGUAUUUCAAGAAGGUCAUUAUAUACCAACACACGGUCUCCUGGGAUGCUGUCCUUGGUUUGCUUGAGCCGUAAUUGUGUCUGUAUUGGUCAGAUGCUCCGCUUAAUUGCACCAGGGAGUGGAUGGGAUGGAUGCAUUGCCGCCCUUUAGAUGUCACCGUGUUGGGCGAGGACAUAGGUCCCUGGUGCCAGAGGUUCAAGGGCUCACGGUGACGUCACACGAGGAGGAAGGCACAUAUAUUCCGAAUGCUUGGUGCUGUGUGUGACGUGCUGCGACCCAUGCGGCUCGACGAGGAAUGCUUUUCCUUAGGCAUUUUGCAGGUCAUUAUGUCCGCCAGCGAGAGGGCUUUACGGUGGUGUGGGCCGCGGGACUUUUGGAGCAAUAGCGGAACUUUCUAGAGGGCAUUUGUUUCUGUGGGCAUAAGGCUGAGCAUCUGGAGGGAGUCAGGGGGACCUUGCCGCCCCUACAAAAGUUCCGCCCGCCUCUCUGCUGCCCUACAAAAGUUCCGCCAGCCUCUCUGCUGCCCUCUGCUGCCCUUCAAAAGUACCGCCAGCCUCUCAGCCGGUCUUUAUCUCAUCGCUGAGGGUGCUGCUGCCGUCAGACAGCACUCACAAGGAGCAUGGCUCGUGCAUUGGGAUGCGCUGCUGCUGAUAUGCGGCCGUGUGCGUGUGUGCUGCGCUUCAAUGGCCGGCUGCAUCGACAGCCGCUUAGGUGUGCCAAGCAGACAGAGCGAGGGCGGAUAUUUCUGUGUGUGGCCAAUCUCUCUCUCUCUCUCUCUGUGUGUGUGUGUGUGUGUGGGUGUGUGGACGCGUGGAAACCUCUGACCAUUCUGCUGCUCGGCGGGUGAAGAUACUGAACUGAUUCCGACACAUUGCCGGCAUGGCUGUGUGCAUUCACGCACUCAUGUGUUUGGCUGGCCUCCCUGCUGCUGCACACACACACACACGUGUGUUUCUCUUGUGUGUGUGCAGCACCAGCAGCAGCAGCAGUGGAUGGCAACGGACGGAUCUGCC